This is a messenger RNA of Odocoileus virginianus texanus, 3684 nucleotides long. The record is from RefSeq and is a predicted model, not a curated record. NCBI's taxonomy places the organism in Eukaryota, Metazoa, Chordata, Mammalia, Artiodactyla, Cervidae.
UCACCUCCCCCUCUGGCUCUGACUGUUGCAUCCUUUAUAAAGCCUGACUCUUCCAUCACCCCCACUUGCCCCUCACUGCUGCUGCCAACUCUGGGCUCCAUGGACUGGUCCCACCUGAGGUGCCCUUGACUAUCCCUGUCCCCCAUCCCACCCCUGAUCCCGGCAAUGCUAACCGCCGUCUGCGGCUCUCUGGGCAGCCAGCACACGGACGCGCCUGCCGCCUCCCCGCCGCGCCUCGACCUGCAGCCUCUCCAAACAUACCAGGGCCACACGAGCCCGGAGGCCGGGGACUACCCCUCCCCGCUGCAGCCUGGAGAGCUGCAGAGCCUCCCGCUGGGCCCCGAGGUGGACUUCUCUCAGGGCUAUGAGCUGCCGGGGGCCUCCUCUCGGGUAACCUGCGAGGACCUGGAAAACGACAGCCCCUUGGUCCCGGGACCCUUUUCCAAGCUCCUGCAGCCGGACAUGUCACACCAUUACGAAUCGUGGUUCCGGCCGACACACCCAGGCACCGAGGAUGGCUCGUGGUGGGACCUUCAUCCGGGUACCAGCUGGAUGGACCUCCCCCACGCUCAGAGCGCGCUGACCUCACCUGGCCACCCCGGGGCGCUUCAGGCUGGCUUGGGGGGCUACGUCGGAGACCACCAGCUCUGCGCCCCGCCGCCGCACCCACACCCGCACCACCUCCUCCCAGCCGCCGGAGGGCAGCACCUCCUGGGGCCUCCCGACGGGGCGAAGGCAUUGGAAGCGGCCGCCCCAGAGUCCCAGGGCCUGGAUACCAGUCUGGACGGGGCGGCCCGGCCCAAAGGCUCCCGGCGGUCGGUGCCCCGCAGCUCAGGCCAGACCGUUUGCCGCUGUCCCAACUGCCUGGAGGCGGAGCGACUGGGGGCUCCAUGCGGGCCCGAUGGGGGCAAGAAGAAGCAUUUGCACAAUUGCCACAUCCCCGGCUGUGGGAAAGCUUACGCCAAGACGUCACACCUGAAGGCGCACCUGCGCUGGCAUAGCGGCGACCGUCCCUUCGUGUGCAACUGGCUCUUCUGCGGCAAGCGCUUCACGCGCUCUGACGAGCUGCAGCGCCAUCUCCAGACCCACACCGGCACCAAGAAGUUCCCCUGCGCCGUCUGCAGCCGGGUCUUCAUGCGCAGCGACCACCUGGCCAAACACAUGAAAACCCACGAGGGCACCAAGGAGGAGGCAGCCGGGGCGGCUGUGGUAGAGGGCAAGGCUGGCGGAGUGGAGCCCCCCGGGGGCAAAGGCAAGCGUGAGGCCGAGGGCGGCGCGGCUCCCUCCAACUGAGCUCCCCCGUCCUGCCUCCCCGCUGGUCUUCAUCAGAAGAGAGCCCUCGGGCCUGAUGCCCUGGGGGGGGGGGGGGGGGGGGGCUUGAGUAAGAGGAGAAAGUGGUUAUUUAUUGAGAGGCAGGAAAAGUGGUGUGGGGGUCAGGGAACCGGGGCGCUAGGGGUUUCGCAGUCUCUGGAGCUGGACAGGACAGGCGCGUUUGACUGUUUUGACUGGGCAGGGAGGAGCUGCGCAUGCCGGUCAGUUCUCCCCUUCCUCUCUAUUUCACUCCUGCCCCUGGGCUGGAGGCUGGGGAGGGAUACCCCUGUGGCGGCUGGAGGGCGGAGGGCACAGGUCGGACGGCGUGUCCUGGGAGCAGAGGGGAGUGGGGCCGCCCCGGGCGCUGGGGAUAGCUGUCCGGACACGUCCUUAGCGCCUGGGAACUGGGACAUAAAAGGGCCUCCAGAGCCGCCCUGCGCCCCGGGUCCCUUUCAUCCCCCUUAGAUUGCUUUUACCCCAGGGUUUCCGGAGGGAAAGCUGAGAUGGGGUAUCAGAGGCUGGGGGUCCCCCUAAGGGAGGAGAUUCUAUCUGGCUAGGAGGGUUGUCGCCACAGAAGUAAACGCCUUUGAUGUGCCUCCUUAUUAAGCCUUCCAGACCCAGUCUGAUGGAGCCAUGAAGGAAGAGGGGAAGAGGGCCAGAAUCCAGCAAGCUUCCAGCAAGACCAGUGGGGUGGAGGAGACAGCUUGAUGUGGGGGUUAAGCAAGGAAGUCUCUUCUAAAAAACAGGAGAAAGGAAUUCGGUCAGGGAGUGGAACUAAGCCUUUCCCUCUCUAACUCUGAUUCAGACCUUAACUUCUGGUCUUUAUAAAAAUAAAAUUCAGUAGCCCACUCUGGUCUGUCACCCCAGGUAGGGCUUCAAGGCAGCCAGGAGCCCCUGCUCCAGAAUUGAUGUAGUUCCGCACCCUAGGUCCCUCGGCAUUUGCCUUCUCCUUAGGGAAAGAAGGAAGAGGCUUAUCUUGGCUGCGUGGGGUUAGGUGGGAAUGUCCACCUCCAACUGUUUGGCUCUGAGUGGAGAAGUCUGUCCCUGCCUGGCCAUCUUCUCUUCUCUGCUUCUUAGGGGAGAAGCUAAGCCCCACUAUUUCUUUAGCUCGACCCUUCCCCUUUCCUGAUGCCUACCAGCCUUGCUCCUCCUGUAGAGUGUGUUAGGAGGCUCCUCUUCCAAAUGAAGAGGUUCUCUCGUUGGAAGGGGUCUGCCUUCUGAGGCGAUGUCCAGGAAUCAUCCCUGUUCCCUUCUUUAGAUGCUAGAAAUACAUCCUGAUGGUGAUCCUGGAGUGGGGAACGUGGGGCAGGGGGAAGCCAGCAGAGGCUGAGCCAGGCACUUGGAAGGAAGCUGAUGGGGGAAGGGUCUGGUGGGCCAUAGGACCCUGGAGCUAGUGGACUUUCCCAGGCUCCAGAUAGAGGUUUUAAGGUUUCCCCUGACCUCCCUUUUCCCUGCCCUUCUUUCUCCACCCUAUGCAAGGGUUAGUUGUGUAUUGAUUUUUUAAGUUAUAAGCAAAGGGUAUUUUAUUUAAUAUUAGGACAUGUGUGUGCAUGUUGUGUGUACCUAUGUAUGUGUGUAUUUCUGUGUGUAUGUGUGUUUCUCUACUGAGCCUGGGGUCUCCAGCCAGGGAGACCCCGUCUUGUUCAACCCAGCCAAGGUCCUCUGGCCUAAGGCCCAUAGCAUCUUUUCCUUGGGGAUGCUGGAGCCCAGUCCAAGGACUGGGUGCUUUUUGGGAAGUGGGGCUGAAAUCUGGGGGGGAAUAUGUUUGUGUAGAAGAGAGCCCUUCGUAUGAGGGAUAGGGUGACUCUCCCUGAAGGGCCCAUGGGGUAGGUUCAGAAGUCACGUCCUGUCUUUAUGCUCCCUCUGUCCCUACCUCCUGCUUAUCUGACCAGAGGUCCCUUUCCUUGUGGAGAGAGUUGGGGGCAGCAGAGAAUGGGCAGUGCCUGCAGGCUGCCUGGCCCGGUGGACAAGGGGUAGGGAGAGAGGGUUCCGUGGGUGUGAGAUGCCGUUUUCCUCCACCCAUCGAAACCAGCCACCCCCUCCCUGUGCCACCAGGACAGUCUUUCCCAGUGACCAUUCUCAGGGGAACUCCCUAGUGGGUGUUGGGGAGGGGGUGUGGAUAUUCCCCCCAUGGAGGCCCCGAGCUCUAAGGUGUGCGGGUGAGGGCUUUGGAUAGGUUUUCUUCUCCCCUCUUUUAUAGACCAAGGUUGCUUGGCUGUCUGCCCCCUUUUAGGCAGCCCCCUAGAGGAGAAAUGUAGGAUUUUUUUUUUUUUUUCUUUAACUGCUGUGAACCCACUUUAGGGGGGUGGGGGGGAGGAGGAGGAAGAAGAAGCGGCCUGUGUUUUUUAUGCCAUAAUAAAGUCAUCAACCACA